Zea mays is the source of this 600-nucleotide messenger RNA. Its product is annotated as transcription elongation factor 1 homolog. The record is from RefSeq and is a predicted model, not a curated record. The transcript has 4 exons. Lineage: Eukaryota; Viridiplantae; Streptophyta; Magnoliopsida; Poales; Poaceae. Gene Ontology annotation, molecular function: RNA polymerase II complex binding. Bases 167 to 484 code for a protein of 105 amino acids. Gene Ontology annotation, cellular component: transcription elongation factor complex. Gene Ontology annotation, biological process: transcription elongation by RNA polymerase II.
AUAACUCCGUCCCUUCCGGCCUUCCCUCUAUCUUUCGCUCGCUCUCGGCGACAGCUGGGCGACCGUCGUCGCCGCCGCCCUUCUCUAGGUGCCCAGGUCUUCGCCGGUCCCUUUGCCGCCUCUUCGCCGCCGAUGAGCACCAGCCAGGAAGAAAAGAAGUUGAACCAUGGGGAAGAGAAAGUCAGCUGCUAAGCCACCUCCUAAGAAGCGGAUGGACAAGCUUGACACUGUCUUUUCCUGCCCAUUCUGCAACCACGGGAGUAGUGUUGAGUGCCAAAUUGACAUGAAGAAUCUGAUUGGCGAAGCAUCUUGUAGAAUCUGUCAGGAAAACUUCAGCACAACUGUUAAUGAUAUAGUGAAUGGAUUGACGAGUGUGAGCGUGUCAACACUGUUGAAGGCGACGAUGAUGCGUGAGCUUGCCCCAUGCGAUGAAACUGUUACCUACAAUCGUAAUGUAAUGUGCUGGUAUUCUCGAAUGCCAUAGCCCAUAGUCAGCCAUGGCUUGGAAUAACGUAGUGGCUGACUGAUAUGCCAGUAGGCACCUUAUCUAGUACUUACAGAACUAAAAAAAGUUUGUACUAUACAUAUAUGGACAACCUU